AUGUACCUCAGAGGCUCGAACCCCUUCGACCUCCACAAUGCUGAGGUGCUCAAACAUCAACCACUUCAAGACCCCAGCACCCAACUCCGAUAUCUAUAUCUGCUUCCAAGAACUCACAACAUCGACUUCCACGGACAAACCGUUGUUCGCUGCGAGCUUUUAUCCGAUGUCGAAGAGCAAGCGCCCCGCUACAUCGGCUUAUCCUACACUUGGGGUGACCCUCAAAUUCGUCGUCCAAUCAUCGUCGGUGACAAGAUCUUCCAAGCUACUGCAAAUCUUGCCAUCGCUUUGGAGCAUCUGCAAGAUGACAGAAAGACAAUCAUAUUCUGGAUAGACGCCAUCUGUAUCGACCAAAGUAACCUGAACGAGAAGAGCAUACAGGUUCAGCGAAUGGGCCAUAUCUUCGCGUCUGCCGCUCUUGUCAUUGCUUGGCUUGGACCUGCAGCAGACGAGAGCGAGCUGGCAUUACGAGAACUGAUGCGCUACAACAACGACAAGCCGGAUUCUUAUGAAGAGCUGAAACACACAUUUAGGGAAAGAUGUGCAGCUCUACCCAUUAAAUCAAUCAACGCUUUUUUCGAUCGCCAAUGGUUCAAGCGCGUGUGGGUCGGCCAAGAAGUUGCGCUAAACAAACAUGUUACAUUCGUCUGUGGUCAACUCGACAUUCAGCGAGAAGAACUACUUGCAUGCUUCUGGACAUUCGUGUUUUCAAGCUCACAGUCUCAGCAAGAGUCAUUUGCUUUCGAUCUGUUAACUUCCGCGAUGGCCACUCAGCAAGAAGAAGCGAGGGUUAUGCUAUCUCUGGACACGGUCCGCCAAGCGCUUGAUGACAAAGAGCGAUGGGGCCAAGAGGAUGCUGAAAAAGCCGUGUUCGAUCUCUCAAGCGGUAUGUCAGUCUUUAAGGAACUCGUUGAGGAUGAUGAGACUUGGGAAGACGAUUUAUACGAGUCGUAUAAAGCUUUCCGGGGUCUUAAGACUCUACCCAGCGAUGUGGACGAUCCAAGGCAGUGGCGAAGAGAUGCGAGCCGUGCCUAUCUCAGAGUUCUUCAGGAGUCAAAUGCCAAGAACUUCUUCGUGACCGCUACGGAUAUUGUUGGUACAAGUCGGGAUGAGGUGCAGCCUGGUGACUGGGUAUGCGUACUUGGAGGCGUUUGGGGAGUACAUAUCCUUCGCGAGGUAGACGGGGGCUUUUAUCGAAUCGUUAGUAUUGCCAACGUCUUUCCUUGGGAAGAUGUUAAGAACAGCGAUGCAUCGGUCGAGACUAUCACUAUUGUCUAA
Alternaria infectoria is the source of this 1278-nucleotide messenger RNA. RefSeq lists its product as uncharacterized. Bases 1 to 1278 code for a protein of 425 amino acids. The transcript has 2 exons. The record is from RefSeq and is a predicted model, not a curated record. Lineage: Eukaryota; Fungi; Ascomycota; Dothideomycetes; Pleosporales; Pleosporaceae.